Messenger RNA from Medioppia subpectinata, 3402 nucleotides. Lineage: Eukaryota; Metazoa; Arthropoda; Arachnida; Sarcoptiformes; Oppiidae. The record is from the annotation of a GenBank genome assembly.
GCUGUGGAGAACAGCGCCGGUAGUGUUGCCCACUCUAUGCCCUUUCAAGACUUGCUAUUCAUGAUCAGAGACUGGAGACAGAGGCCACCGCACGUGUACGGUGUGAACGGCGGACAAAAUUAUUUAAACACUCGCCUCGAGACCAACGCCCGGCAACACGAGGCCGCCCGCAAUACCCGCCGGUUUAUACGUCAAAGUUUUGCUAAUAUUCAGUGCUAUUUAAUGCCCGAUCCGGGAGACAACGCUCAGAGCCCAGAGUUUAUCGGUUCACCCAAUCAAUUGAGCGAUGAUUUUAACACAAAUGUCAAGGAUUUUAGCAAUCUUUUCGUAAAUCCCGAUACGAUUAAUGUUAAGAUAAUUAAUGGCCAACCGAUCACUGGCCACGAGUUUGGCCGCUAUUUUGAGGACUAUGUAGACAUGUUUAACAGCGAUUCGGGUCCACGAGCUUGCGAUCUCAUUGAGGCCACACAUCGGGCCUACGAUAAUAAUUUUAUUGGCCAACUUAAGGACAAAUACACACAAGAGAUGUCGGCCCUAAUGGUUGACAGGCCUUUCCACGGGCGCCGACAACUGACCACUCAGUCAACCGAUUUAAUCGAUUCGUUAAAAUCAGAGUUUGGGUUCCGGAAGCGGUCGACCGCCGAGUCUGCCGUUCGGGAACUGACGGAUCAGUUGUGCCGCACUCUGGAGGCGGCCUUCAGACAGAUAUACGAAGAGAAUGAGAACCGACGGCUGACGGCCACCAACGAUAAAGUCACUGAAUUAGUGACUCAAUUUAAACUGGAUAUUGGCUGCCAUAUUAGGCCCGGCGACUACCUGUCCGAUCAUACCCUGGGCAAAAUUAUUGACACAAAAAAGGAGUUCAUGAUCAAUUUGUUUGACGCGUUUGCCGUACAGGACACGGAUCAGUGCGCUGAACAUAAGCGCCGGUUAUUAACACAAUUGGAAAGCGAGGAAAUGUUGUUUAAAAGUAACAAUAGUCGAGCCGUACGGGAGUUAAUCACACAAUACGAAAGCAUAAUCACUGCAUGCAAAGCACAAUACGACCAGAAAAUGAACGAGUUAUUCGAGGAUGAGGACAAAUUUUACCCAAAUGAAACACUGGACACACUGAGCGCCGACAUAUUGAGCACAUUAGCCGACGAGCUAAUACAGGCCGAUGUGGGCACAGAAGUGGUGCCCAUUGAGCCCUACAGACAGGCGUUGGACACAUACGUGAGGGACAAGUAUCGCAACUAUCGCGAGAUUAACCGCCGGCGCGCCGACAACGACCGGUCGGCGAUGGGCGUAGUGUUGGGUAAUCUGACCAAACUAUAUGAGGACGCGUUGAACGACUGGAUCCAAUUGACCGACACGGAGGACAGGCAACUGUAUCUGGACGAGAGUCGACACAUUCGCACCCGUAUUGUGUCGGAGAAUAAGUCGAUAUAUCGGCAACGGCUGGACUUAAUGGAGUUGAACGCACUCUUCGACGACAUGGAGCGGGAAAUGCUGGACGUAUUCGCCGAAGAGGUGGAAAAGAGGCACACGUUGUUGGCCCGACUCGCCGACAAAGUGAUACAAUGGUAUUUCAAUGAGAUUGAUAUCAAGUAUGGCGACCGGCGGUACAUACGGCCCGACACGUUGGCGGACAUUCAUGAGUCGCUGGUGGCGGCGGCUGUGGCGCGUUUUGCAAUCGAGCGUGGCCAUAUCACCAUGGACAAAUUCACAGAGUUUAUAGGCAAAACACUACAACCGGUUUACAAUAAGGUGGUCGAAAAAAAUAACCAAAACGCGUCGGCGCUGACGGCCAUUGGCAUUGAUUUGGGCACAACCAACAGCUGUGUCGCCUACUUUAAACCGGGCAAAACGGCACAGUCGGGCGCUAUUAAAGUGUGUCGUAAUCAACACGGCGUCGGCAAUAGCGAUGUGACCCCCAGUUGUGUCGAGUAUAGAGAUAAUGGAGAGGUAGUGGUGGGAGAGAAGGCGAAGGACAACCUGUUGGCCAACCGACAGAACAUUAUCUAUUCGGCCAAACGCCUGAUUGGGCGCCCCUUUAACGACCCGGACGUUACCAGAUAUAGACAGUACUGGCCUUUCGAUGUCGUGGAUAUGGGCGACGGCGCGGCCGGCGUUGAGGUAGAAGUGGACGGCGAGUCCCGUCAACUGUUGCCCGAAGAGGUGUCGGCGGAUGUGUUGCGCAAAAUGAAAGAGGUGGCCGAGAGGGACAUCGGGCACGCGGUGAUUGAUGCGGUGAUAACUGUGCCUGCUUACUUUACAGAUGCCCAGCGCGAGGCCACCAGAGGGGCAGGUAUUAUGGCCGGCCUUAACGUAUUAUCUAUUAUUAAUGAGCCCACGGCUGCCGCACUAGCCUAUAAGCUCGACCGGUUUGAAGACACCGGCAGUAGGACCGUGCUCAUCUACGAUUUCGGUGGCGGCACAUUCGACGUGGCAAUACUGCGUCUGUCGAUGGGAGAGGUGAGAGUGUUGGCAGUGGGCGGCGACAACCACUUGGGCGGCGACGAUCUGGACAACAACAUUAUCGACCACUGUUUGCGCGAGUUUUACGCCCAGACGGGGGUAAUGGUCGACAAGAACACCGUUGAGGGCGACCGAGCCUUUCGGGGGCUUAAGGACAAGUGCGAGCGCGAGAAGUGGCGUCUGUCCGAAAUGACUUCGGCCACCAUUACAGUGGACAACAUCGCCGACGGUCACGAUCUGGUGGUCGAGUUGACCCGUACCGAGUUUGAGACGCUGAACAUGGACCUUUUUGAUCGCACUAUGGACUGCGUGACUAACACUCUGGCCGGUGUCAACGAGGGCGCCGGUAUGUCGCCCGACGAGAUCGACGAUAUAGUACUGGUCGGCGGCUCGACGUAUAUCCCGUACGUUAAGGAUAUGAUUAGGCGUUACUUCAAUGGCCGCCAACCGUCCCAAACGGUGAACCCGAUGCUGGCCGUGGCUGAGGGCGCGGCACUAAAGGCUGCUAUACUGGCCGGCGGCCAAGCUCACUUACAAAGCCAACUGCGCGUAUUGGACGUCACCCCACACACGCUGGGCGUAAAGAUCAAGGGUAACGUAAUGAGCCGUAUCAUACCGGCCCAGUCGCCAGUGAACGGCAAACCACACAGAAAACGAUACACAACUGUUGCAAAAAAUCAGCCCACCAUUGAGGUGGAGGUGUACGAGGGCGAGGACGACGUGGCCACCAAUAAUACCCUAUUGGGUAAGUUUGUAGUGAUGGAUAUACCGCCGGGUGAGGCCGGAGACCAAGACGUGGACGUUAUGUUUUGCGUCAACGACGACGGCAUAUUAAAGGUGAGGGCGACUGUGCUCUCUCAGGGCACGUCCGAGGAGUAUGAGGUGCAGGAGUAUAAGAGUGGCCGACUGUCCCCCGAAGAGCUGCUCCGCCGCCGACAUUGA